GCUCCACAUCCCGGAAGUAAACAGCUGCGGCAGAGGCGAGUUUGAGUUUACAUUUUAGAUUUUAAAUUUUGCUCCUAAAAUGUCCUUUUCAAACCCGAGGCAGAUCUUUGUGAACCCGGUGGUUCCAUUUUCGGGGACAAUCCUCGGGGGACUCGUUCCUGGAGAAAUGCUCCUGAUCCAAGGAAGUGUACCCUCAGAUGUCGACAGGUUCCAGGUGGACUUAUUGUGUGGCAGCAGUGUAAAGCCCAGAGCUGACGUGGCAUUUCACUUUAACCCACGAGUCAAGAAGGGCUGCGUCGUGUGUAAUUCUCUCACCAGAGAGCGCUGGGGAAGAGAGGAGAUCCACAAAAUCAUGCCCUUCAUUCCAGGAGAUGUGUUCGAACUGGUUAUCCUGGUCCAGAGUGAUGUCUACAAGGUUGCGGUGAAUGGGGCUCAUUUGCUGGAGUUCAAACACAGAGUGGAGCUGAACAGAGUCGACACGCUGCUGAUCCAGGGAAAAGUCCAAAUCCAAGCCAUCGCUGUACUCCCAAACCAGAGCACCGUUUCUUCGUCAGAGGCACAAAACAUAAAAUCUACAGAAUCCAGUUCAGCGCUCUGCUCAAACGGAGAGCUGAGUGUUCCUUUCCAAGCCGAGAUCGUAAAAGGCCUGAGUCCCGGACGCAGCAUCACCAUCAAAGGAAGAACCAGCCCCAACGCUCAGAGUCUCGGUGUAAACCUGGCUGUUGGGGGGAGCAGCGCCAUUGCACUGCACUUGAAUCCGCGUCUGAAGCAGAGAAACUUUGUGAGGAACUCGUUUCUGUUUGAUUGUUGGGGUCCAGAGGAGACCGAGAUCCAAGACUUCCCCUUCGAACCCGACCAGUACUUUGAGAUGAUCAUCCUGUGUGAGGCCUCUCAGUUCCGGGUGGCAGUGAACGGAACUCAUCAGUUUGAGUACAAACAUAGAGUCCAGGAUCUGAGCCGGGUCACAGUCCUCACCUUGACGGGAGACCUGAGCCUGGAGGAGGUGCGUCUGCUGUGAGGUCACGAGAGGUCAUCACCACUGCCUUCCGCUGAUACAACCCCGAUACACUGGGAGACAUCUUGGAGACUUUCUGACCCCAAGACCCAACCAACUUCUGCAGGUCUUCAGUGAUUCUGGGAUCAAACCCAAAACCUUUUCACAAAGAGGCAAGAGCACUAACCACUCUGCCACUGUGCACCUUAUAUUUUGAAGUUAUAUUUUUCUUUCACUAAUCUUUUGAAUCUGCACUUCAGUAGGUUGUGUUCAUGUACAUUUGAAACAUAAGCAUAUUUGUAUAAAAAGCCUGAUCUAAAAUGGAGCUAAAUAUAAAAACUAACUAAUAAUUUCAGUAGUAUUUUUCAUACUUUAUAUUUAGUACAUAUUUGACAGAAAUAGAGAAAUUGCCUGUGAUCCAGAAGACACACUUCUCCAAUACUUUACGGUAUGAGUUUGGUCACCGGUGAGAUGGCUGUGAUUGACAGGUGUAUUAGCCAAUCAGGUACAUGGAUGGUCUGUCUGUAUCAAAACAAAUAUGGCUGCUCAUGAAGAAAAAAAAAAUCAAUGAAAAAUGCAAAAGUAUCACAGGCGAUUUCUGCAAAAUUAAUGAGCAAAGCACUAUUGUUCAUCUGAUGGAGAGAAAUGUCAUUUUGUCUGUAAAUGAUUGGUAACCAAUCGGCUUCUUUGUUUCACAUCAAUCUGAUUGGUUGAUCAUGUUUGGCUCUGGCUUGAGAAGCGACGGAGGGAGUGGUGACCAGACUCCGUCUGUAUCUGUUUUUUUAUACAGAGGGAUAUCUGGUCAGACAGAGGUAUGAGUCUGGAGAAAUCCUGUCACUGUCCUCCAACAAAGAGUGAGAUGAGAUCAUAGACCCUGAACACACCCUACUGUAAAGCAUGUAAAUAAACUGCAUUUCCAAGUAAAUCUGAAGGACCAAUGUUUGUCAAAGCUGAACCUGUGUGUUUUAAAGUGCAUAUGACUGAUUAGACCACACAUUUUACUACACCAUAAAUAACUUAAGUUUUAAGUAUGUUGUUGAAGUUUAUAAUUUUACUUCCUGGUAGGACACACGCAGCUGAUGUGGAAUUACCUUCAUACAUAUGUGUAUGUCAGUUACCUAGCAGACAUAUUGAAAACUUGGGCCAGAAAAGUGUCAGAAAAAUGUCUUCCUUGUGUGUAAACUGGAUGGAUUUGAUGACAGUUGAUGACACGAUCUGGUACAAUCCCACCAAACCAAGUCAGAAUUAGAAAAAUAUAUUAAUCUGUCAAAUGCACUUUAAAUUCAUGUUUGGCAAACACUUUAUGAAUGUUUUGGCACAUUUAAGAUUUGUAUUUGAGAUUAGUCUUGCAGUGUUUUACCAGCUGUAGAACAAUAAACAUUUGAAUCUAAUGUGAGUCAACACACAUCACUACACUUAUUAGAGAAGACGAGUUAUAGUUUAAUGUGCUUUCCCAGAAAAAAAAAACAGAUUAUCAUUUUAUAUUGAAUUGUACAUCACAGUAAUGAUCUAGAAGUGUUUUAAAAGGAACUGGUCCAGAGAAGUGGGUGGGCUAGGGGAUAGAUGGCAUACUGUCUCAGGGCUCAAACCUUGAAUCUAGGAUUUACAUUACUGAAAUAUGAAUCAAAAUACAAGUCAGUUUUAACUGGUUUCCUUUAAUGGCACAGCUGUGGCUCAGUGGUUGAGCUACAGCACAUAUGCAGAACCAAGCCAGUUCUGGUCCACAGCUGAUAGGUCAAAUGCAGUUAACAAUUUAAAAUGCAUUUGACAGACUUUGACAAUUAUCUAAUUUUGUCUUAAGUUGGUGGGAUAAUACCUUUUGUAAAUAUAAAUUAUAGUUUUACACAAAUCAAGAAGCAGUUUGACAAGAAAACUUGAGAAAUAUGUUAAAUGAUAGAAAAUAGAUUAAUGUCACACCAUGGAUCUUUGUGAUUUUACAUCUCGGCAUCACAUGGGGAGAAAUGUUCAGCACAACAACUAUGAUUUCAAUGUUAUCUUUUUUUUGUCAAAUGUUAAUUUCUGUGUACAUUAAAGUUUUAGCUGACUUUAUAAACAGUUUGUAGGUAACGCU
Periophthalmus magnuspinnatus is the source of this 3065-nucleotide messenger RNA. RefSeq names its product galectin-8-like. The transcript has 9 exons. The record is from RefSeq and is a predicted model, not a curated record. Bases 80 to 1018 code for a protein of 312 amino acids. Gene Ontology annotation, molecular function: carbohydrate binding. Lineage: Eukaryota; Metazoa; Chordata; Actinopteri; Gobiiformes; Gobiidae.